CUGUGAAAAACCCUUGUUCACCCAUAAACAUUUUGUUUUUUGCAGAAAUCCCGAAAUAGUCUUUCUCUCUGGCGUCACUGAGGCUAUUAAAGAUCCUGGAAAUGGAGUCAAACGACGCAGCUCGAGGAGGCUGGAAAAAUAAAUCCGCUCACCAGAAGAGCAAGUUCAACGUUAUAAUGCGUCAGGAGGAGCUCAUAGCGCAGAAAAAGCGAGAAAUCGAGGCCAAGUUGGCUGAACAAGCCAAAAAAAACCCGUCAACACCCAGCAAACCACCACCACCAGCAGAGAGUCCCGCUGAGCCGCAGGGACAGACCCCUAACAAGUUUGUAAAUGAUGGAAGCUUUCUCCAGCAGUUUCUAAAGAUGCAGAAGGAGAAAUCCAACCCGAAUUCAGCACCCAGCAGUGACUCUGGAGGAACCUCAUCUUCAUCACAGAGCCAGAAGAAAAACAUCCUGGUUGGGAAACGGCCCGGUUUGGGUGUCUGCAGCAUGCUCAAUCAGUAUAAGAGCUACUCCCAGACCAAAAAGACUCCGCUACAGAUCCCUCGCCCGAGUGUCUUCAGCUCGCCAGACGACGAUGAAGAGGAGCACAUCGAUGAUGCGCACUUCCUGGAGGUUAAAGUUUCCCCCCCAGAGGACGAAGACAUGGCCCACAUUAUCAACCGGCUGGCUGCUUUCAUUGCCGAAGGCGGGCCAGAGCUUGAGCAGAAAGCUUUGGAAGACUACAAGGACAAUCCCAUGUUCUCGUUCUUAUACGAGAGGGACAGCAGGGAAUAUCUGUACUUUCGCAAGAAACUAGCAAAGCUUAGGCAAGAGAACCACGGCUCGUGUAUGCCACCUGCUGUCUUCUUCUCAGUGGACGAGGACACCAAGAAGGUGGCGGAGAAGCUGGCCCGUUUCGUAUCCGACGGAGGGCCAGAGGUGGAAGCCAUCGCUAUCAAACACAACCACGACAACCCCAACUUCAGCUUCCUUUAUGACCACCAAAGUCCAGCUCACCGCUUUUACAAGUCCAAAGUGGAGGAGUACCGUCAGGCCAAAAGCCAAUCUGCACCUCCUUCGAGUGUCGAGUCCCCUUCAGGCACCAAACGCCCGGUUGCGAGUCCACCAGCUGCAGCACCAGAUACCUACAGCUACAGUCCAGCCCAGUCAGAGCAGAAUCAGGACAGCGCUUCUACAUGUGCCAAGCGCAAGAGGAAGAGUCGCUGGGGGUCCGAGUGUAACCGAGUGGAGAUGCCGCUCUCUUCUGUCAUCAUGCCUCAAAUGGUUAAGCCAGAUCCUGAUGCUCCCUCGCUGUCUGAGCAGGAACUGAUUGGAUUGGGUUAUAAGAAAGGGAAGCCGGUCGGUCUGGUGGGAGUCACUGAGCUCUCAGAGGAUCAGAAGAAACAACUCAAAGAACAACAGGAGAUGCAGGAGAUGUUUGACAUGAUCAUGAAGCACAAAAAGGCGAUGCAGGAGAUGCAGCUCAUGUGGGAGAAAGCUGUGCGGGAUCACCAGCACGAGUACGACAGCGAUGAGGAGAUCGACACCAGGAACGGCACCUGGGAACACAGACUCCGGAAGAUGGAAAUGGAAAAAACAAGGGAGUGGGCCGAGCAGCUGACUGAUAUGGGGAAAGGAAAGCAUUUCAUCGGUGACUUUCUGCCGCCUGAUGAGCUGGAGAAGUUCAUGGAAACAUUUAAGGCUCUGAAGGAAGGUAAAGAUCCAGACUACUCGGAGUAUAAAGAGUUUAAACUGACUGUAGAGAACAUCGGCUUCAAGAUGCUGAUGAAGAUGGGCUGGAAGGAGGGAGAGGGUCUGGGCUCUGAUAGUCAGGGCAUCAAAAACCCUGUGAACAGAGGCACCACGGCAGUAGAUGGAGCAGGCUUUGGUGUGGACCGACCUGCUGAAUUAUCCAAAAACGACGACGAAUACGAUGCUUUCCGCAAGAGAAUGAUGCUGGCUUACCGUUUCAGGCCCAACCCUUUGAAUAAUCCAAGGAGGCCUUAUUACUGAAGAUGAUGUACUACGCUGUAUUUAAAAAAAUAAUAAUAAUCAUGUCUGGCACCUUUGCUGCAGUCUGUAGUUUAAAACACGCCCCUUGUAACAUGACAAGCAUUGUAAUGUUUGUCCGAACAUCAAAUUUGUUCAUUUUUAAAAUUCGGUUUAGUCAAUAGUCAUCAACUUGAUGGGGAUAUGGUUAAAAUGUUCAUUUUUUUUUUUUCAAUUUCUAUUUAGAAAUCUUGACAUUAUCAAAUCAAUGCGAUUACGAUCCUGUUUGUUUUGUUUGUUCUCAAAACAUCUUGUAAUUGUGUCGUAUUGGUCCCAUUAAAGUUUUAUUGGUCCUCUAA
Molecule: messenger RNA, 2329 nt
Organism: Silurus meridionalis
Lineage: Eukaryota; Metazoa; Chordata; Actinopteri; Siluriformes; Siluridae
Gene: sugp1
Product: SURP and G patch domain containing 1
Exons: 14
Coding region: 102-1994 (630 amino acids)
Biological process (GO): RNA processing
Cellular component (GO): nucleoplasm
Molecular function (GO): RNA binding
Source: RefSeq, a predicted model, not a curated record